Messenger RNA from Triticum urartu, 3355 nucleotides. NCBI's taxonomy places the organism in Eukaryota, Viridiplantae, Streptophyta, Magnoliopsida, Poales, Poaceae. The record is from RefSeq and is a predicted model, not a curated record.
CCCAGUACAGAUAUGGGCCGGCCUUUGAUCCACCGCAUGUGUACAAUUGUACCCUUCCCUAAAAAAAAAUUGUACCCACGUUCCGCUGCCCUGCCGCCGCGUACGUUUCCGCUGACCGCCGCCGGCGCCGCCGCCACGCCAUGAUCCACCACCUCCGAACGCGCGUCCUUUCUCUCCUCCUCCGCUACCCACCAUCCCAUCUCCCCGCCUCCCACCUCGUUCCCCUCCACUGCCUCCUCUCCACCACCGCAUCCAUCUCCCCCAAACCUUUCUCCGCCAAGGACUUCCUCGUCGCCGACUGCGGCCUCACCCGAGCACAAGCACUCAAGGCCUCCAGAAGGCUCUCCAACCUCACCUCCCUCUCCAAGCCCGAGGCCACGGUGGCUUUUCUCUUGGGCCGCGGCGUCCCCCGCUCCGACAUCGCCGCCGCCGUGGUCGCCGAUCCGUCCCUCCUGUACGCCAGCGUGGGGGUGGUCCUCGCCCCCCGCUUCGCCGAGCUUACCGAACUCGGCUUCUCGCCUUCGCAGAUCGUGGCCAUCCUCUCGAUCCGCCGCACGGGCGCUCUCCGCGGCAACCUCCUGUUCUGGUUCGGGAUCUUCGACUCCUACCCCAAGCUGCUCUUUCUCGCAAAGUCAAACCGCGAGCUCCUCAGCGCCAGCCUCGAGAAGGUGAUCAAGCCGAACCUGACCACCCUCCAAGAAUGUGGGAUAAGUGCUCGUGAUAUUGCAGGUUUAAGCUUGUACUCCUGUCGGCUGUUCACCGUGAAACCCAAGUUUCUGGUGGACGCCGUGGCGCGGGUCGAGGAGUUAGGUGUGCAGCGAAGCUCAUGGAUGUUCCGUCGUGCACUCGCUGCACUCGCCUUCAUGCACAAGGACGUUCUUGCCAGGAAAAUACAAUUUUUACAUUCGCUGGGGUUUUCACAGGAUGAUUUGGUGAAUAUCGCCAAGAAGGCGGCACUUGUCCUGGCUUUAUCUGAUAAAAAGAUCCAGCGAUCUGUGGAGUUCUUGAUGAAGGAGGUCGGUCUGCAGGCUUCGUACAUUGCUCGAAGGCCAGCGCUGAUCAUGUAUAGCGUUGAGAGGCGGUUGUUGCCCCGGUACUCCCUGCUUAAGCUUCUCAGGCAGAAGGGAUUACUGGACGUGGAAUUGGACUAUUAUAGCAUGGCAUCGCUGGCUGAGAAGAAGUUUGUGCAGAAUUUUGUGGAUCCUUAUAAGGAUAGUGUUCCAGGCCUAGUUGAUGAGUAUGCCUCUGCAUGUCAUGGGAAAGCACCAGAAGGAAGUGCUCGGCUAUAACACUGAAACUGUGGUGUGCGAGAAUCCGUUCAUUUUGAAAUUAUCCGAGGAGUUUUUUGGCCACAAGACUGAGUUUUUGAUCGGUGAGAUCGGUUCGGAGUCAGAGUGCACUGUGAAUUGAUAAAAAGUCUGUACAGUUCAUGUACUGCAUGAAGAAGUGUCUGGUUCCCGGUAUCAUGAAAGAAGGACAGUGUCUCUGAGCUCGCUGAUAUGUAUACGCAGCUUGUGCUGGGGAGGUUGCCUCCCGAGUCCAACUUUGUCAUUUUAAGAUAUUGAAGACUUGUUGUAUCCUUCAGUGUAGUACAUGUUCAGAUGGUAACACUGCAGAUCCUACCCAUUAGUUACUGUCCAUUGUGCAAACACUCUUAGUUCUUAGUCUCAGCAAUUUAACAACUAGUUAUCCGAUUGCUACAAAAACAAUUUGUGUUUUUUUUUUUGAGGAAUCGAUUACAGUCCAUGUUCAAAUUUUGGAUAUGUGGUACGAAGGAACUAGAUUGUCUUAUUGCCUUAUUGCUCAUGCCUGCUAGCCAGUACUUAUCCCUGCCACACGGCUCAAGGUUAUGCUUUAGUUGGAAUCUUCUUUUACAAAAUGGUCACCGGAGUAUUGACAGAUUAGCUGCCUCUUUUCUCUCAUCUGCUCAUACUGUUUUUGUUUCUGACUGAAGUUUACAUCACUGGCUAGUCACUGCUGCUUCUUUGAGGCGUUGUCAUUUGUUUUUAGCUAAUGGAUCACUCCCAUUCCAACUGUUGUUUUAUCUGUCCAUUACACCAUUAAGGCUUGACUAAUGGGCUUGUAGAUAGUGGCAAGAGUCACUACAGAGAAGGGUUUUCUUAUCAAGCACUUUUAGAAUAAUAUUGGUGUUCUAAGGAGCAACCAAAAUUUCCUGCCUGUUUAUGAACUAAUUUGGUGGCUCUAGGUGCUCUUCGUGGGCUGGGGCUCACAUGGGCACCGACUUCAGAGCCCCGAUAAAAAUUCUGUCGUACAAAGCUUACAGGACAUGGUAUAUAUUACAAAAAUGUUUAUUUGUAUUAGUAUACGUUUUAAAACAAUAAUAUGUUCAGUGCCAUCACAAAAAUGAGAUAACUCCCCUCCAUGCUACUAAAGUCAUCCAUCUCCUGAUUUUUGCUUAUAUUUCUUGGCUAAAAUAGGCAUACAAAAUAGUAAGUAUUUCCGAAAUAGUAAAAUGUAGGGUAGAAGAAAUAUGUUUCUGUUUUUGGAAACUUUGAUGCAUUACUCAUUGAUUUUAGGUUGUUUGUAAAUAUGCUGGAGCAGCUUGAGCUUGAGCAAGAUGGUAUGUGUACUCAUUUGUUGUUAAGUAAAAUGCUUGCCCUGAAUAAAGUUGUAUAUCCAGAAGAAAUGAAUGUCACACAGGUCCAUUUAGCAGUUGGCUGGUAACAGGAUUUGGCAAGGGAAAAUGAGGCAAUCAGUAGUAUGGUUUGCUUCAAUGCUGACAGUAUAUUUGUAUAUAUGCAUGCCAUGUUCAAAAGACCAAGACCAUGGGUGUGUGGUAUAGAAAUUAAUAUGGAUAUUCAAUAUGGAUUUCUUUUUAUCUUUGUUUGCGAAAUGUCCCUUAUGUGUGUACACUGUGCACUAUUAAGAUCGGCCAUCGGGUGGUAGGCUGGGUACAGCAUUACUCGGUAGAUGCCAUGAUGGAUCAUUCAUUCACGUGACAUCUGUUCGAUUAGCAUGUUGUAGGCCCAGAUAAGAACAGCUACCAGUUGGAAUUGGGCAUCAAACAUUUUCUAUGAUUUUAGGACUAGAAAUUAAACUAAAAAACUUCUUUGGUUUUGUCGAUGGAAUCAACUAAUUCACCCCAUUUUAGAAAAUAUGUGGAAUGACAUUAACACACACUCUUCUAGUGUGGAUCUGUUUUGUGGGGGCAGACAUCUAAUCAUUCUGGCGCUGCUAGGUGCCUCUGCAGCCUAGUUCUGAGGUACUUCCUCCGGUCCCUUUUACUCUGCACAUUGGAUUUGCCGAAAGUCAAACUUUGCUAAGUUUGACCAAAUUUAUAUUAGAAAUUAUUAUCAUCUACAAUAUCUAAUAAAUAUAAUAUGAAAAUAUAUUC